Molecule: messenger RNA, 1358 nt
Organism: Syngnathus typhle (broad-nosed pipefish)
Lineage: Eukaryota; Metazoa; Chordata; Actinopteri; Syngnathiformes; Syngnathidae
Exons: 6
Coding region: 246-1238 (330 amino acids)
Biological process (GO): DNA transposition; DNA integration
Molecular function (GO): DNA binding
Source: RefSeq, a predicted model, not a curated record
GUAUUAAUUCCGCUGCGGAGCUACUUCCGUGUACGUUUUUGCUCAGCGCUUCGCUAAAGAUUUCUUCUCAAAUUAGAACAGCUCGUGCCGCAGCCUCGACUCACUAUGCGUCAUUACUAAUAUACCGAACUCAAUUUAAUCCUCGUAUUUGGAUGAACUCGUGUCGGUGCACGGUAAAGCUUUGCAGCAUAGCUUAGCAUAGCUUGCUAGCUACCAACAAGGAGACGCGAUCAAGUGCUGAUCGUAUGGCGAUGUGUGCGGUCAUAGUAAAAGAAGAGUACGAAGAGGAGCUGUGCCGAUUAAAAGAGAACGAGGGACAGCGUCUACGGUCAGACGCUGUUUUUAAAACGCCCCGUGUUGUGUCGCACAGAGCAGACGUCACCAAAAAUGUUCUUCCUGAGCAGCAUGGCCCCAAGUGGCCCUCCAUUAAAAAGGAAGUAGCGGUGCCCCCCCAUAUUAAAGAGGAAGAAGAUCCUGGGCACCACUGUGGGUUAUCACGUACGCGCAGCCGACCAGAUUGUGACGUAUCGUCACACUCUUCUGACAGUGACGAUGAGCACUCUAAAGGUUUCGGGCAUCCGUCCAAUUACGUCGGAACCACAACCAGCACUGGAUGUAGAAAUAAAGACAGAACUGAACAUUCAAUUACAAUUCCUGAAGGUAGUGACAAUGGAUUGGUGUAUGAAUUAAACACUGACGAGCCAGUUUGUCUUUCUCGGGAAAUGCCGGAUGACAAACAACAUCAUGAGGAAACAGAAUCGUUUUCCGAGCAGCAGAAUUCUCUGGAAACGUUAGAUGAAGACCAACACGAGGCAGCAGAUUCGUUUUCUUACACCGAGGAGGCUUUCGUGUGUCAAAUGCACAAGCAACGAUCCGGAGAGAGCUUCCACAGCAGAGAGCUUCCGCAACAUCAGAGGGAUCUCAUCGUUGAGCGGUACCAGUCGGGAGAAGGCUACAAGCGGAUUUCCAAGGCACUGAAUAUAUCUUGGAGCACAGUGAAGAGCGUCAUCGUUAAGUGGAGAAAAAACGGCACCACAGUCCCGUUACCACGGACCGGACGGCCCUCCAAAAUCGACGAAAAGACGAGACGGGAACUGGUCAGGGAGGCCGUCAAGAGGCCGACGGCAACGUUGAAGGAGCUGCAGCAAUUUCUAGCCAGUACUGGCUGUUCGGUACACGUGACAACAAUCUCCCGGCUUCUUCAUAUGUCUGGACUAUGGGGUAGGGUGGCUAGAUAAGGCGGAGAAGCCAGCAAAUUGUGAGAAAUGUUUUGUUUUGGCGUUGGUUCUUAAGUCUUUUUGUAAAGUAAUAUAUCCAUGAUGAGUAAUAUUGUGAAUAAAUCACUUUCGUUACACCAA